AAAAGAUGUCAAGCAAUUAAUAAUGAAACAGAAUUGAGUACAGAUGUUGAAGUUAUAACAAGUCAAAUUAAAAAACUUAAUAUAGAACAGCAAUACCAAAAAGCAAAUACAAACUACUUUACAGAAACAAGAAUAGAAGUUGAAAAAGAAAAGAUCAAUGAAAAUGUAUCAGUAAAACCAACAGAAACUGAACAAAUAGAAAAUCAUGCAGAUACGUACAUACAAAAUACAUCAUUGGCUUAG
Molecule: messenger RNA, 243 nt
Organism: Cetraspora pellucida
Lineage: Eukaryota; Fungi; Glomeromycota; Glomeromycetes; Diversisporales; Gigasporaceae
Source: the annotation of a GenBank genome assembly